Molecule: messenger RNA, 1104 nt
Organism: Durusdinium trenchii
Lineage: Eukaryota; Dinophyceae; Suessiales; Symbiodiniaceae
Source: the annotation of a GenBank genome assembly
AUGCUUCACGUGUGCUCGGUGUCUGGAAAGACGCUGCACAGCUGGGACGCAGAGGAGGUGGAAGGACGAUCCGUGAAAUGCCUCAAGAGGCAGUUGGCCCAGCAGAUUGGAGUCUCGCGAUUCCGGCAGAGGUGGCUUCGUGAGGAUCACAUCUUGCAUGACGAGGAGGUGAUGGAGCUACACUUUCUGCAGGAUGCCAAGUCUGCUUCAACCAUACAGCUGGUGAUUCUGACCCUUUGCCCGCCAGAAGAUUGGCAAACCAAGAAGCUGGUUUCGGCCUGCAUGGAGAAUAACUUGAACGAACUGGAAGCUCUGCUGCAGCAGCCACUCAAUCCGGAAGCCACUGAUCAAGACGGUCAGACGGCUUUGCAGAUCGCUGUGACGGCUGGCCAUUCCGAUUGCCUCAAAAUGUUGCUUGAAGCUGAUGCGGAGAUGGACAUCGAAGACCUCUUCAGCUCUACGCCUUUGCAUGAAGCAGCUGAGAAUGGUCACUCAGAGGUUCUGCAGCUCUUGUUGAAGGCCGGGGCUAACACAGACAAAGUAACAUGUUGCGAUGAGACAGCCAUGCACCUGGCAGCUGAGAAGGGGCACUUAGAAGUAGUGCAGCUAUUGCUUGAGGCUGGCGCCCAAACCAACCAGGUUUCAGCAGAUGGCGCAAAUGUACUGCAUGUUGCCGCUGGCAAAGGACACUUAAAGGUGGUGGAACUGUUGCUUAAUUCUGGGGCUGACAAAAAUGCAGCCACUACCACGACUGGUAAAACAGCAUUACACUUGGCUGCGUCCAAGGACCACUUGCAAGUUGUGCAGGUUUUGCUCCAAAACAGUGUUGAUAAAGACAUGGUUACAAUACAUGGGGAAACAGCAUUGCAUUUGGCUGUUGAGAAUGGCCACUUGGACGUGGUACACCUCCUGCUGAACUCUGGUGCUGACAAAGACAAGGUCACCCACCACGGGGCUACGGCCUUGCAUUUGGCUGCUCGCAGCAGGAACCCCGAGUUGGUCCGGCUGGUCUUGGAAGCUGGCGCCGACCAAGACAAGGCUCCUCUCGGCAGCAAGGUGAAGCACGACUUCAGCCCGUGGGGCACGACUUCAGGUGGUACAUGA